Molecule: messenger RNA, 5522 nt
Organism: Gasterosteus aculeatus aculeatus (three-spined stickleback)
Lineage: Eukaryota; Metazoa; Chordata; Actinopteri; Perciformes; Gasterosteidae
Source: RefSeq, a predicted model, not a curated record
CCCUCUCACGUGGGGGACACGGGCGAGGGGGGGGGGGAGUCACCGAACCUCCACACUGCUCCACGUUUGGCUUACUUCACCCUCCCUUACCGGAAGCUGUGCGUCCUCACUGCGCGCCUCUUGACGCUGACCAGCGAAGGGAGAGAAAAAAAACGAAGCAGAAGAGCGAAACAUGGCGACUUCGAACAAUCCGCGGAAAUUCAGCGAGAAAAUCGCUCUGCACAACCAGAAGCAGGCGGAGGAGACGGCGGCGUUUGAGGAAGUGAUGAAGGACCUCAGCAUCACUCGGGCAGCGAGGCUACAGUUUCAGAAAACUCAGUACUUGCAGCUGGGACCGAACCGCGGGCAGUACUAUGGAGGAUCUUUGCCCAAUGUCAAUCAGAUUGCAAACAGCGCUAUGGAUAUGUCUUUCCAGAAUUCAGGGCUGGACACGAACCGAUCGACGCGGCACCACGGACUGGUGGACAGAGUCUACCGAGACCGGAGUCGCAUCGCAUCAACCCACCAAAAACCCCUGUCGAUCGACAAACACGGACGCCAGAUUGACAGCUGUCCAUAUGGUUCAGUAUAUCUGUCCCCACCACCUGAUACCAGCUGGAGAAGGACAAACUCUGACUCAGCACUGCACCAGAGCACACUAGCUCCUUCCCAGCAGGCCUCGUUCACUGGAGGAUCACAGGAGCUCCAGCCAAAAAGAGUUCUCCUGCUCACCGUACCGGGAGCUGAAGCAACCAAACAAGAAACUGAUGAAAAUGGACAAAACCAGAACUGGGAGUGCUCAAAGAACAAUUCAAGGUCUGAGCCCUGUGAAGUUCCAGGGAUCAACAUAUUCCCGUCUCCUGACCAGCAGAUGACCACAUCACUAAAACCAGCAGCCCACAAUACUGGCGGUUCUCUCCCUGACCUGACCAACAUCCAGUUUCCUCCUCCUCUGCCGACCCCGCUGGACUCGGAUGAUGCAGCGUCCGCCUCGUUCAGCUCCUCCAGCGGAGCGCAGACGCUGGCUAACACGCAAGGAGGGAACACCUCUGAGCCCACAGUAACCAUGGAAAUGCAGACUGGGCAGGACGACAUGGUUCCUCUCAUCCUGAAUGCAGGAGACUCCCACCAGCAUCAGAACCUGCAGCUCUCCCCAACAUCUCCGCCUCUCACUCUCUCUCAGGCGGCCAUUAACGCCAUGAACCUUGAGCAGCAGCUGGCCCAGUACGCCUUUUUCAGCCAGCAGCCGUCGUCCCAAACACACCAGAGCCAGCAAAUAGGUCUGGUCCAGCUGCACUCCUCUGGAAACUCCUGCUCCACGUCAGACAACCAGUCAUCCUCGCAGGCCGACAUGACCAUGGACAUGAACACGGCCUCGUCCCUCCAACAGUACCGCAGUAGGGUCGGAUCCUCCGCCAAUCAGUCUCCAACCUCCCCCGUCUCCAACCAAGGCUUCUCACCUGGAGGUUCGCCUCAACAUAACUCCAUACUGGGCAGCGUGUUUGCAGACUUCUACGACCAGCAGCUCCCGUCCAUUCAGGCCAGUGCUCUCUCUCAGCAGUUGGAGCAGUUCAACAUGAUUGAAACCCCCAUCAGCUCUGACAGCCUGUAUAACCAGACCUCCACCCUGAACUACUCCCAGGCGCUUAUGAUGGGUUUGACUGGCGGCCACUGCAGUCUGCAGGACCAGCAGCUGGGCUACAGUAGCCAUGGAAACAUCCCCAACAUCAUUCUCACAGUGAGCGGGGAGUCCCCCCCCAGCCUGCCCAAGGACCUCACUGGCUCGUUGUCCACGGAUAUCAGCUUCGAUGUGGACUCCCAGUUCCCAUUGGAUGAUCUUAAAAUAGACCCGCUGACGCUUGACGGCCUUCACAUGCUAAACGAUCCGGACAUGAUCCUUGCUGACCCCGCCACAGAGGAUGCGUUUCGCCUGGACCGGCUCUAACCGCCGCACCACCUCAUGCCCAGGUGUGUCGAUGCUGCUGCCCUGAGAGAGGGGGGGGGGGCAUACCUGAGAGAAUAAGGAUCCACGAGGAGCAGCUCUCUGGAGGGUGCUGGUCAACACCUCGUCUGGGCAGAGCUCGGAUUUCACGGCAACCAACUCAAUGCAACCCUGCAGGAGAGCAUUUGAACGCGUUCAAUUGUAAUUGAAAGACUGGAAACUUUGACAACUGGGAAGAGUUUACGGCUGAUGACAAGUUACGGUAUGAAUGACCUUCACGGUUGUGUCGCAACAAAUUACACUUUGAAUUUUGAUUAAUUUUCCGAUAUCCUCCUUCGAUGACUGACUAAACCACGUCAGCAGAGUGAACCCUUAACAAUCUCCAGUAUCAUAUACCUGUAAACACAGAGAUUGAUGACUCGGAGGAAACACAAGCUUAACCUCCCUUUGUGCCCAGCUAGAUUGCUCUCAGCAGUGCAUUCAGUUUGGAUAUCACUUUAGUGCAAAUCCCUGUGUAGUUUGUCAUAGAGGCCAAUCUCAGGCCUAGUUUGAUUUUUCCCAAAGUUUUUAGUGGCGAUGAGUCACUAUUUUGCUUGUUUUUAGGAGAUGCUGAUUUGACCUAAUUUUAGUUUUAACAUAGUAAAUAGCAGCCAUGACUUAUGCAUGAAAUCACAAAUCACUGUGCAUACUUGUUUUGCCUUAAUAGCUUGACAUUUUGGUUUUCUUGCAAAGAUGACUAUUAUGUAAAUGGGAAAAAUUCAACUGUCAAGUCAUUGUUGCUGUUUUAUAAGUGGUUCGGCUCGCAUAUUUCAUAGUUGCAUUGUAUUUUUGAGGUGCGCUGAUCUUUAUCCAUUACUUCAUCCAUUGUCAAUACCAUAUCAUUUUUCACGCAUCAGUCAAAUCUAAAAGGAUGAAUUGGUACAUUUUAGGGAUUAGAUGUUUACAUUCUUGUUUCGUUUGAUAUUUUACAUGUACAGAAUGUGAUUAGAUUUUGCGUAAUGGUAUCUAUGCAAAACUACAGCGAUUGGUUUAGGACUGUAAAAUGAAAAAGAUAAAAAUUAACCAUUUCAAAAAGAAGCCAAUGGGAGAGGUCCCUAUAUAGAAUGCACAGCAAAGGUUAUAUUUCUUUUGAUAUUUUUGAAACUCUUUUCCUCUCAGACUGGUACGGUGUAGAGAAAAAGGCUCGGUGUGUGUGUCAUAGAGUAGAAGCUCUCCUGGUUUACUCCCAAAGAUGUGACCUCAGUGUAGUUGAUAUAUAUAUAUUUUUCCAGACAAUUGAACUAUCUCUAUACUAGAGCAGCAUUGUUGAUGCAAUGAGAAUGUAUUUAGGUCGCAUCUCUACAGCUGUGUUGUUGCCAUCUUGUCAUCCUCAUUGCCUCGUAUAUCUAGCCUUCAUGUACGGUAGGACCAAAUAUAUUUCACCUGUUAUUUUCUUCUCCCUGCAAAGGAGAUGUGACAUAAUGUUUGAUAUUUUACUUUUUAUUUAUUUUCAAAGCACUAAAGUGAUAAUGAACCGUUUCGUCGUCUUGCUCGUGUUGUCCGUGCCCUUUAUCGAUGCCCUCCAUGUCUCUCCGACUGUUGGUUCUGCAUUUAUUUGGUUUAAGCAUUUGCUCUUUAAAAAGUCCACUGUGUUUGGGAGUGGAUCAUAACUGUCUCAUCCCUCAUAUUGCACUUAAUAUAUUUAUUUAAAACACUGAUUUACGAGAGUAUACGUACCAAACCCCCCUGUGACUGUUAUGUGCACUGGACCUGUUUGCCCUGUCUUUGAUUAAACUUGCCUUCUUGUAAAAAAGAAAAAAGAAAAAAAGAAAUAUAUUUAAAAAAGCUCAAUUAACUUAUAGUUAUUUUUGAAAAUAUACAGAUUUGAAAAAGAGUUUCUACCUAAUCAGUCCGUAUUUUGUUAGUAGUCCACGGUUACAGUUUUUCUGGAUUUUGGGAAACAUUUGUAUUUUGGAACGGUGGUUAUCAAAGGAGUGUCAAUCACGUCGCUGCUGCUCUUUCUGCUACUGACAGCAGGUUGGAGGAAAUAGAUAUAGAAAAACGUGUGUAAUUAAUGCAUUAUUUGCAGAUGAAAAGUGUAUUAAUAAAAAAAUGCAAGGACAGUCAAGUGGGAUUCUCACAUGAGUACAUUUGAAACGUGCGUGUUAUCACAAUAUCGUGCAAAUAUAGUUAUUUCUAAAAUUCAUGAAUAUUUUACACUAAAAAAGGGAAUUCUGUAACUGGAACAUUGUCUUUGUUGAUGUGUGCCAAGGUCCUCUAGUGCCAGCGUAUCCCACCAUUAUUCUCACAUAAUGUAACUUUAAAAAUGUCAGUCAGCAAAAAUGUUAAAACUAAAUUGUUGAGCUUAAAGAUUUUCCCUAUUUUUUUUAAAAUAAAUCACAUUUCUUAAUUUUGUAUCUUUUCUUUUCUUCAUAAUUUUGUGACGGCAUGGACAUCUACACGUUUCUCCCUCUACGGCUUGGGUUUUAUUUUCUUUCAAGGGUGGAGUGGACUUUGUCAGCGUUUUGAGUUUCUUGUUCGGUAAUGUCCUUUGUUCAGCGUCAUGUGUGGACUAAUGUAUCUGCUAAGUGAAGCCUAAAAGCAUCGGAAAAAUGGUUAUCAGCCUUUUAUGCACAUGUAGGAGCUUUUGAUUGGUUUUACACUGCAUAAUACUGUAUGUGCUUAUUUUCUGUGCAGCACCAACAGAGGUAAAUUAUGUCAUGGUAAAUCUAGACUAGCUUUGUAUAUUGCUGUAUGGUAGGAAUAAUGUUAUUCGUGCUUUAUGUGAUAUGAUGUCAAAGUGAGAAAAUGCACUGAGAAAUACUGCGCUGUAACAUGUCAUGUGGCUCGAUAUUUUCUGCUGGACCUCAGACUUUAAAGAGAGCCUGAAAUCUUUGUAGGUCCGUUUUCUGUUUUGAUCUUUUUUUGUGCUCAUGUAGAUAGCUCUGAUGUGUCGCCUGUUACUGCCACCUCUUUAUGCAUCAAUGAUAAGGCAUUCAUUGCUAUUAUACCAGUGUUUACAGAGACAAGAGUUUACGACAGAGCAAUGUUUGUUUACGCUCCAUAAAAUGUUUUUGUUGUGAUUGUGGAAUUGGAACAACUUGCAGUGUAGAAUAGCAAACUUACUUUGCUAUUUAGAUUCACCAGUGAAUCAGUAAUGUAAUUCCAAUACUAUGCCCUAAAUAAUAUAUUUCAUUACGUUAAUUCGUUAUAUUUUCUUUGGUCUUUGUUCACAAGCAUUUCAGGCCCUGAAAAAAACUUUUAUUUCGAUUACAGACUUUUAUGUCUUAGAAAAUACACUUACUAUCUACUUUUCUAUGAGCAGCCACAUGCCAUUAGAAGUUAACACGUUUUUUAACAGAACUAUUGACGGUAAUAUUUAGAUUUUAUUAAAUUUAGUUUUAUAGUAAGUCUAUCAUUCACACUGUAUAGUCUUUUAGUAUUAAUUAACAGUUGAAUCAGAAAGCCAAAGUACAAAACAGCCAUAAAUAAGAGAAUAUUUAAGCAUUUUAUUCCUCCAACUGUUGAAGAAACCUUUCCCAUGUUUUUCAAAAUAUUGUACUGGGGUACGAGUUCUUUCAUAUAUCAACUAUGAACGUAUGAAUACAUUGAUUACAUUGAA